AUGGCUGCUUCAACGGAAGGUGCCAGCCAGGCCCCGAGUGCUGAAGACCUCAAGCUGUAUGAACUCUCGCAAAAGUACACCGCCGAAGCUGCCAAACGACUCCGACCCGACGGUCUUUCUCAAUUCGUCCGACUCAAGGAUGCCGGUAGCGAACGGCUUCGCACUCUUGCCGAGGACCCCUGGGCCGACCAUGCCGCUCUAAACGCCAAACCCCUGGUUCAAGAUGGCUCGAAACACAAAUUUGUAAUCCUUGGCGCCGGCUUCGGCGGACUGCUCUAUGCCGUUCGUCUGAUCGAAGCCGGUCUCGCGAGUCAGCCAAGUGAUAUUCUCUUGGUUGACGCUGCCGGUGGGUUUGGCGGAACUUGGUGGUGGAAUCGGUACCCCGGCCUGCACUGCGACAUCGAGAGCUACUCGUACAUGCCGCUGCUUGAGAAGACUGGAUAUGUGCCCAAGAAGAAGUAUUCCACAGGCCCCGAGCUACGAGACUACGCCAACCUCAUCGCCGACAAGUGGUCUCUGCACGACAAAGCGCUCUUCCGUUCGAGUAUCAAAGCCGCACGGUGGGAUGAUGCUACGCAGCUGUGGACGGUUGAUGCCACCGAGAAUCGCGGCCCCGGAGAGGAGGCGCGCGAACUGAAACUCCACGGCCAGUACCUCCUCGUCGCAUCCGGGAUUCUCACCAACCCGCAUGUUCCCAAGGUCACCGGCCUCGAGGAUUUCGCUGGGCCUCUCUUUCACACUGCGCGCUGGGACUAUAAGGUGACCGGUGGAAGCCCGGUUGAUGAGAAACUCACUGGUCUCGAGGGGAAACGCGUUGGUAUUAUCGGAACAGGCGCAACGGCAAUCCAGGCGGUGCCGAAAAUCGCCAAGUACGCCAAAGAGCUCUACGUGUUCCAGCGGACACCGUCUUCGGUUAACUGGCGUGGGCAGCGCCCAACCGAUCCAGAGGAGUGGAAAACAAAAAUCGCCACCAAACAGGGUUGGCAGCGCGACAGGAUGCUCAACCUGGAUUCGUUCCUAACGGACGCUCCGGAAGAGGAGAAUCUGGUGGCGGACGGCUGGACCGAGAUGCCUGCGUUCUCCGCCGUGAUCGGUUCACCAAGGUACGGUAUUAUCGAGCCAACGCCAGAGAAAAUCGCCCAGCACGUCGGGCGGAUUUACAAGCUCGACCUGCCUCACACCGAGUCUGUGAGGGCGCGCACGGAACGCAUCGUCCAAAACCCAGAGACAGCCGCCAAACUCAAAGCUUGGUACCCAACAUGGUGCAAGCGGCCAUGUUUCAGUGACGAGUAUUUGGAGGCUUUCAACCAGUCGAAUGUACAUCUUGUCGAUACCGAUGGCAAGGGCAUCGACUCGGCGACCAGUGGUGGGCUGGUGUUCGCUGGGAAAGAAUACCCCCUCGACAUUCUGAUUCUGAGCACCGGUUAUGUGACCCCCAGCAUUGGAGGUGGCAGCCCCGCUGUCCGAACAGGCAUCGACAUCUUUGGGCGCAACGGCAGGUCGAUGGAUGAAAAGUGGCAAAACCACGGCGCAUCCACCCUCCACGGCGUCUCCUCAAACGGAUUCCCUAACCUCUUCUUCGCGCCUUUGUCUCAGUCUGCCCAGGCGUCCAACAACGCCUUCACCCUUGACGUUGGUACUGAGCACAUCGUGCACGUCAUCGAAAAGGCGGAGGCCCGGACUGGGGGUAAUGCAAUUGUCGAGGUGACAAGCGAGGCGGAGGAAGCGUGGGCUCUCGAAAUCAUGCGCCGGGCCGGAUGGUUUGCGACAGUCAUGGGCUGCACACCGGGCUACGUCACCUCAGAGGGCGAAGCUCUCAAAGUGUCCCAGGACCCCGUGGAGAUGGCGAGGAAGGCCCGGUCGAGUAACUGGUCCGAGGGUAUGGCGUCGUUUUUGAAGCUACUGGAAGAGUAUCGUGCCGACGGAUCGAUCAAGGGAUUUGAGGUUGUUUCCAGGGCCGCGUAA
Messenger RNA from Dichotomopilus funicola, 1965 nucleotides. Its product is annotated as pyridine nucleotide-disulfide oxidoreductase. The transcript has 3 exons. The record is from RefSeq and is a predicted model, not a curated record. NCBI's taxonomy places the organism in Eukaryota, Fungi, Ascomycota, Sordariomycetes, Sordariales, Chaetomiaceae. The coding region runs from base 1 to 1965 and encodes 654 amino acids.